Ostreococcus tauri is the source of this 1698-nucleotide messenger RNA. RefSeq names its product Sodium/sulphate symporter. Gene Ontology annotation, molecular function: transmembrane transporter activity. Lineage: Eukaryota; Viridiplantae; Chlorophyta; Mamiellophyceae; Mamiellales; Bathycoccaceae. Gene Ontology annotation, biological process: transmembrane transport. The transcript has a single exon. The record is from RefSeq and is a predicted model, not a curated record. Gene Ontology annotation, cellular component: membrane. Bases 1 to 1698 code for a protein of 565 amino acids.
AUGGCUUCCAUGGCGGCGCGAACGACGACGCGAACGGGCGCGCGGGUGGGCGUUGGGCGAACGGGCGAGCGGUUGGGCGAUGGGCGAUCGCGCGCGCGCGCGCCGGUGCGGUGGACCGCGGCGCGCGCGUCGAUGGAAACGAGCGAUUGGAACGCUGGAUGUGACGUCGGACGCGCGGUGACGGCGGCGCGAGGGAAGACGACGCGGCGAGGGGAUCGCGCGCGGGCGGAAUCGAGCGCGUCGCCCGUCGCGCGCGCGACGGGCUCGGAUGUCUUGGCGAACUGGAAGGGUGCAAAGCUGAAGCCGCUGGGAUACUCCGUCUUGGCGGGUUUGUUGAUUUAUCUCAUCCCGACCCCGGCUGGGGUGACGGUCAAGGCGUGGAACUUGUUGGCGGUGUUCGUGGCGACGAUCGUCGGCAUCAUCACCAAUCCGCUUCCGCUCGGCGCGGUGGCGAUGAUCGGGCUCGGAGUGAGCAUGACGGCGGGAAUUUUGCCCUUCUCCGCGGCGUUCUCUGCCUUCUCGAGCGAAAUCCCUUGGUUGAUCGCGCUCGCGUUCUUCCUCGCGCGCGGUUUCAUCAAGACGGGCCUCGGCAACCGAAUCGCGUACCAAAUCGUGAGCUUGUUCGGUAAGUCCACGCUCGGUUUGACGUACUCUCUUGUAUUCUCGGAGGCUCUCCUCGCGCCGGCGAUCCCGUCCUUGGCCGCUCGCGCCGGUGGCAUCUUCCUCCCGCUCGCCAAGGCGCUCUGCGUCGCGUGCGGCUCCGACCCGGCCAACGGCACGGAGAAGAAGAUGGGGGCGUACGUCAUGACGACUAUGUUCCAAACCUCAACGAUUUCUUCCGGUAUGUUCAUCACCGCCAUGGCCGCCAACCCGCUCAGCGUGAACUUGGCCGCGUCCAUCACCGGCAUCACCAUCUCCUGGGCGCAGUGGGCCAUCGGCGCCCUCGUCCCGGGUCUCGUCUGUCUCAUCUUGACGCCGCUCAUCCUCUACGUCUUGUACCCGCCGGAAGUGAAGGAGUCUCCGGAAGCUCCCGCCAAGGCGAAGGAAGAGCUCGCCGCGCUCGGCCCAAUGUCUUUGGAUGAGAAGAUCAUGGCUGGCGCGCUCACGCUCACCGUCGGCCUCUGGGUCUUCGGCUCCAAGUUCGGCAUUGGUUCCGUCGCCGCGGCCCUGUGCGGCUUGACCAUUCUCCUCGUUUCCGGUGUCAUCACCUGGAAGGAAUGUCUCGCCGAAGGUCCGGCUUGGGAUACGCUCGUUUGGUUUGCGGCUCUCAUCGCGAUGGCUGGCUACCUUAACACAUUCGGCUUGAUCCCAGCCUUCUCCGCCGGCGUCGUCAACGUCGUCUCGGGUCUCGGCUUGGCGUGGCAACCCGCCUUCGUGAUCAUCACACUCGUCUACUUCUACUCUCACUACAUGUUCGCCUCUGGUGCGGCGCACAUCGGUGCCAUGUACAGCGCCUUCUUGUCCGUCCUCAUCGCGUGCGGCGCGCCGCCGCUCGUGUCGGCUUUGGUGCUCGGCAUUCUUUCCAACGUCAUGGGCUGCACCACGCACUACGGCAUUGGCUCCGCGCCGCCGUUCUUUGGUGCCGGCUACGUUCCGCUCGCCACCUGGUGGAAGAUUGGCUUCGGUAUGUCCAUCGUCUACAUCACGUGCUUCCUGGGCAUCGGUUUCCCGUGGUGGAAGAUCUUGGGAUACUGGUAG